Molecule: messenger RNA, 7509 nt
Organism: Echinops telfairi (small Madagascar hedgehog)
Lineage: Eukaryota; Metazoa; Chordata; Mammalia; Afrosoricida; Tenrecidae
Gene: SLC12A6
Product: solute carrier family 12 member 6
Exons: 25
Coding region: 1054-4506 (1150 amino acids)
Biological process (GO): potassium ion import across plasma membrane; chloride ion homeostasis; cell volume homeostasis
Cellular component (GO): membrane
Molecular function (GO): potassium:chloride symporter activity
Source: RefSeq, a predicted model, not a curated record
UGCGACCUCCUCCUCGCCUUCUCCCCGCCGCCGCCUCUUCUUUCCGGAGCAGCCUACGUGGCCGGCUCCGGUUCUGCUAGGACUCGACGCAAGGACAGCGAGGGGCUACCCUGCACCGGGGCCCUGGUAGGGAAGGAAGCGUCUUCUGGCAAAAGGGGGUGCCCUUCCCGUCACACGCAGGAGAAGCUCAGUGAGCAGACUGGGUUCGAUGGACUAGCGACGACUUGCCACGACCUGGAGCUGCAGUUCGAGGUGUCUUGAUCCGCUAGCCGUUUCCUCCCAGAGCUCAGGGACCAGGAGCGCGGGCCAGCCACCCGGAGCCCUCUGAGCGCCGGCAUCCCUCUGCCCCUGCCUCGUCCUUGGCUCCCCUUCCACUCCUCGUUCUCCUCCAGCCAGUCGUGUGGGAUAUUUGUCCCGUUAUGCAUGCGCACCUUUCCCACCAGACCCGAGUGGAUUGUCGGCCUCAGAAACACCGAGUGGCUCUGCACACGCCUCCUCCCAGCCAGACCUGCGAGGUGUUCACCUGAUAAUACAACAGGUGGCUGGUGUACACCUUUUUGCGAUCUGAUCUAUGCCAUGUUCGCCCGCUAAGGGUGGGCCUGCGUGCACUUUGCUCAGCUGGCACCCUGGAACAUUUCACCAGAUACGAACUACCUACCUCUGCCUGAACCUGGGGGCCACGGGGAGAGAGGCUGCUUCACCUGCUACGCUGAGACCAUGGCACUGGACCCGGGCAGAUAACUAGGUCGCUGUUCCUUGGGAAGGACAUUACCCGAGAGUGACAUCCUUUUGUCCUCGUUUCACCCUCUGCCUUCCUCAAAACAGCCCCCCUUCUCCUCGCACCUCCUUAUUGGUGGUGAACUUUCUAGGAUGGUUUGCUUGAAUUCUAAGUAGGAGUCUUUGGGGUUUUUGUGUGUUAUGAAUCAAGGUAAUUGAGGUUUUUGUUUUGUUUUUAAUACAUAUUUUCUACGUCCGCAAUCAAAAUUGGUAUAGCAGAAAAGAUUUGGAGGGAGUGUCCUAUUUUCUGUGUCCUUAAAAAGGAAUUUUAAAAAAAUGCAUCCUCCCGAAACCACCACCAAGAUGGCUUCAGUUCGGUUCAUGGUGACCCCCACAAAGAUUGAUGACAUUCCCGGUCUGUCAGACACCAGCCCGGACUUCAGCUCGAGAUCUAGUUCCCGAGUGAGAUUCAGCUCCCGGGAAAGUGUGCCUGAAACCAGCCGCAGCGAGCCCAUGAGUGACAUGUCAGGGGUCACCACUUCGCUCGCCACGGUUGCCCUGGAUCCAGCCAGUGACCGGACUUCCAACCCCCAGGAUGUUACUGAGGACCCGAGUCAGAACUCCAUCACAGGGGAGCACAGCCAGCUGUUAGAUGAUGGACACAAGAAAGCUCGAAAUGCUUACCUCAAUAAUGCCAAUUAUGAAGAAGGAGAUGAAUAUUUUGACAAAAAUUUGGCGCUAUUUGAGGAAGAAAUGGACACCAGACCAAAGGUGUCUUCUCUUCUCAAUCGCAUGGCCAAUUACACAAAUCUGACGCAAGGAGCAAAGGAACAUGAAGAGGCAGAGAACAUUGCUGAAGGGAAAAAAAAGCCUACCAAGAGCCCCCAGAUGGGCACCUUCAUGGGGGUCUACCUCCCAUGUCUACAGAAUAUUUUUGGAGUGAUCCUGUUUCUGCGCCUCACCUGGGUGGUGGGCACCGCUGGGAUUCUUCAGGCCUUUGCAAUUGUCCUCAUCUGCUGCUGCUGUACAGUAUUGACUGCUAUCUCCAUGAGUGCCAUUGCUACCAAUGGAGUGGUGCCAGCUGGGGGCUCAUACUUCAUGAUAUCCCGGGCACUGGGCCCAGAGUUUGGCGGGGCUGUUGGCCUCUGCUUUUAUCUUGGUACCACAUUUGCAGCAGCCAUGUAUAUUCUUGGUGCCAUUGAAAUUUUUCUUGUAUAUAUUGUCCCCCGGGCUGCCAUCUUUCGCAGUGAUGAUGCGCUCAAGGAAUCGGCUGCAAUGCUAAAUAACAUGCGUGUUUAUGGCACAGCCUUCUUGGUCCUCAUGGUUCUGGUGGUGUUCAUCGGCGUACGCUAUGUGAACAAGUUUGCCUCACUCUUCCUGGCCUGUGUCAUAGUGUCCAUCUUGGCCAUCUAUGCUGGAGCCAUCAAGUCUUCUUUCGCCCCUCCGCACUUCCCGGUUUGUAUGCUGGGUAACCGGACCCUUUCGUCGAGACACCUUGACGUCUGCUCUAAGACUAAGGAAAUGAACAACAUGACAGUCCCGUCAAAGUUGUGGGGCUACUUCUGUAAUUCAAGCCAGUUCUUCAAUGCCACCUGCGAUGAAUAUUUUGUUCACAAUAAUGUCACUUCAAUUCAGGGCAUUCCUGGAUUGGCUAGUGGUAUCAUUACAGAGAAUCUUUGGAGUAGCUACCUACUAAAAGGAGAGGUCAUUGAAAAACCCUCAGCCAAAUCUUCUGACGUCUUAGGCAGCUUGAAUCAUGAAUAUGUUCUUGCUGACAUCACCACCUCCUUCACUCUUCUGGUGGGGAUCUUCUUUCCCUCUGUCACAGGUAUCAUGGCUGGAUCAAACCGGUCUGGCGAUCUGAAAGACGCUCAGAAGUCUAUUCCCAUCGGCACUAUCCUUGCCAUCUUGACCACCUCCUUUGUCUAUUUAAGCAAUGUUGUCCUUUUUGGUGCAUGUAUUGAAGGAGUUGUUCUUAGAGACAAAUUUGGGGAUGCUGUGAAAGGUAAUUUGGUGGUGGGCACCUUAUCUUGGCCCUCGCCAUGGGUGAUUGUCAUUGGCUCCUUCUUUUCAACAUGUGGAGCUGGACUUCAGAGCCUCACAGGUGCACCAAGGCUGCUACAGGCGAUUGCCAAGGAUAACAUCAUCCCGUUUCUUAGGGUUUUUGGUCACAGCAAAGCCAAUGGGGAGCCUACCUGGGCCUUACUUCUGACUGCUGCCAUUGCAGAGCUGGGGAUCCUUAUUGCCUCCCUGGACCUUGUGGCUCCCAUCCUCUCCAUGUUUUUUCUCAUGUGCUACCUCUUUGUGAACCUGGCAUGUGCCUUGCAGACAUUGCUUCGAACCCCCAACUGGAGACCCCGGUUCCGGUACUACCACUGGACCCUCUCUUUUAUGGGAAUGAGCAUCUGUCUGGCCCUGAUGUUCAUUUCUUCCUGGUAUUAUGCCAUUGUAGCCAUGGUGAUAGCUGGCAUGAUCUAUAAGUACAUCGAGUACCAAGGAGCUGAGAAAGAAUGGGGUGAUGGCAUCCGAGGGCUGUCCCUUAGCGCAGCCCGAUUUGCUUUGCUUCGGCUGGAGGAAGGACCACCACACACUAAAAACUGGAGGCCUCAGCUGCUUGUGUUGCUGAAACUGGAUGAGGACUUACACGUCAAGCAUCCUCGCCUCCUCACAUUUGCCUCACAGCUCAAGGCAGGAAAGGGUCUCACAAUUGUGGGCUCUGUCAUUGUGGGGAACUUCCUAGAGAACUAUGGUGAGGCUUUGGCUGCUGAGCAGACCAUAAAGCACCUAAUGGAAGCAGAGAAGGUGAAAGGAUUCUGCCAGCUGGUUGUGGCAGCCAAGUUGAAAGAGGGCAUUUCCCACCUCAUCCAAUCAUGUGGCCUUGGGGGCAUGAAGCACAACACAGUGGUGAUGGGUUGGCCUAAUGGCUGGCGCCAGAGUGAAGAUGCUCGAGCAUGGAAGACUUUUAUUGGCACAGUUCGAGUGACGACGGCUGCCCAUCUUGCUCUGCUUGUGGCCAAGAACAUCUCCUUCUUUCCCAGCAACGUGGAGCAGUUUUCCGAGGGCAACAUUGAUGUGUGGUGGAUUGUGCAUGAUGGGGGCAUGCUCAUGCUGUUGCCGUUCCUACUCAAACAGCACAAGGUCUGGCGGAAGUGUAACAUACGAAUAUUCACGGUCGCCCAGCUGGAGGACAACAGCAUUCAGAUGAAGAAGGACCUGGCCACCUUCCUCUACCACUUGCGCAUUGAGGCCGAAGUGGAAGUGGUGGAGAUGCAUGACAGUGACAUAUCAGCGUAUACUUACGAGCGCACUCUGAUGAUGGAGCAGAGGUCCCAGAUGCUGCGGCACAUGCGGCUGUCCAAAACAGAGCGGGACAGAGAGGCACAACUGGUGAAAGACCGGAACUCGAUGCUGCGAUUGACCAGCAUUGGCUCUGAUGAGGAUGAAGAGACAGAGACCUAUCAGGAGAAGGUGCACAUGACGUGGACAAAAGACAAGUACAUGGCCUCCCGGGGGCAAAAGGCCAAGUCAAUGGAAGGAUUCCAAGACCUGCUUAACAUGCGCCCGGACCAGUCCAAUGUGAGGAGGAUGCAUACAGCAGUCAAGCUUAAUGAGGUUAUAGUGAACAAGUCCCAUGACGCAAAACUGGUCUUGUUGAAUAUGCCUGGACCACCCAGGAAUCCUGAGGGGGAUGAAAACUACAUGGAGUUCCUAGAAGUGCUCACCGAGGGACUUGAACGAGUCCUCCUGGUCCGGGGUGGUGGCAGUGAAGUGAUCACCAUUUACUCAUAGUCUGCUUCGGAAUGACUCUGCUUGGCCUCCACCAUACACGAAGACUUCCCUCGACCCUGGGAGCACCAGCCCUCUAUUACCACUCCCGUUCAACUAGAAAUGUAUAUUCCAUAUACAUCACACCAAACCAUGAAUGAGCUGGGCCUUUUACUUGUUCAGGAUGGUACAAAUGGAUCAGCUUUUUGCUCCUGGAUCAUAUAAUGCUGUCUUUAUAGAAGAAAAUGUCCCGUGAACAUCAGAGCAAUGAUCAAAUCUUAGAAGCCAUGCUUUGUACCAGUGAACAUAAAGUUAGCAUUAGCAAGCUAAGCCAGUAAACUGAAUUGCCCAAAGUGAUGCUAGAUAUUCACUUGAGGAUAGAAAGGAACCAUCCAACAUUAAAAUGAGUCUCAGAAGUCCUGGUUGAACAAUAGCCCCCUUGGGCUAGCAGUCAGACACAGGCUUAUCUUAAGCAUGCAUGGCCAAGUAGAUGGGAACCUAAUACCCUUGUGGGGCACAACCUUUAGCAAGUCAAAUGGAAAUCUUUAUAGGCUCAUGUGCUUUUCAUGUAUCCGUUGCUCUCUAGGAAUCAGUUUUCGCUUAGGGCCCUAAUGUAUAAAAGCUGAAGCCUGGCUGCAGCCUCAGCUUCCUGCAGCACGAGCCCUCCAUGAUGCCAGAUCCCAGGGUAUAUACUGUGCCGAUGUGCACUUCAGUUGUCUCUUUCUCCAACUCAGAAAACCUAUUCUAUAGUUGUAACAUGGCUAAUGUUUUACUGCUAAUUGCUUUUGAAAAAAGUAAAUAAUUCUUCAGAGACUUCAGAUGGUUGAGGUAAAGGAACCCCAAAGUAGCUCUUUAACACUUAUUAAAAUACAGCCUAUGGUUAUGUGACAGGGAUAAAACAAAGGCUGUUAUCUAAGAAAUACAACUCCUGAUGAACAUUGACUAAUAGGUUCCCCUCUUGUCUGUCAUGUCCUCUAGUUCAGUAAUAAGCAUCGGUCAGAAAAACCAGAGGCACACACACCAGGAAGACUGGCCCGGAUCGUGCCCUAAAAGGUCUGGACUAUCUUGUCAAGGGGGAAUCCAGCAACGGACCUGCAGUUAUAGAGCCAUACUCAUGUACCUGUAGUGCCAGAGUUUCCGAGCUGCUACUCUCUAGUUCUGUUGCUAAAGUGAAAUAUGAAUUGGCAUUGGCCUAGUUGAAGAAACUUCUUUCACUAAAAGCCUGGGUGUCGUCUCCAAGGCUAGUGAAAAGUUGAGGUGUUCAACUAUGUGCCUCGGACAUGAGCAUUUCCCUCUUGCUUUGAAUUGUAUUCUUCAUUCUGACUGCAGCAACUUGGCUCUGAGCUGAGGUUAUCCAAGCCUGCUACUUCCGUUUUGUUCCAGAAAGCUCUAAAUGUGCCAAGGAAAUACUUCUGCAAGCUUAGCUGCCCCUCAUCCACCCCUAGCUAAUAAAACACUCAUUAAAAGUCCUGACUCCCAAGCAUAGGACACUUUUACCUGUCUGGCUGAGCAAUAAUUUCAGAUGUGUACUGAAAUCUUUAUUUCAAAUGAUAGGUAUUUGGGAAAAAUGUAUUCUUGCCACACUUGUGGCUGUUUUAAAGUUUCGCUUUGUUGUUACCGCCACUCUUUGAUUAGCCAGCAGGAUAUGGAGCAAGUUACUUAGGUGCCAGGAGAUUGUUCACUUGACCAUUAGAAACAGGAAAAUCCUUCAACAGACCUGAAGAAAUUGGGUCAUUUUGAUUUGUUCACUUUGUUCUCCCAACAUCUAAGCCCACUUCGGAACUUUUUCUCCUUCUGCAGGAGGGUAGUAGUACUGUUUACAAGUCUCACUGCAACACUCCGUUGUUGAGUACAGCUAAAUCCAGCAUGGAUACUAGGUCUUGAAGGUCAGUCUGCCAAGAGUUUCCUUGCAUUCACACACACACCUGGCCAAAGUGCUAUGGUUAUUCGCCCCACCCACGACAAAACUGGUCCCACUAGGUGACUUUUAGAGGAACUCAUCAUCAAAACUUUGUAAGAAUCUUUUAAAAAGGUAUAAGGGAUUCUGUGGUUAUUAAUGCAAGUGGCCAUUACAGCAAUAAGUCAUUGGGUUAUGAAUGUCCAACUUAAGACUUGCCCAUUGAUAUUAUGUAAAUGGGCCUAGUUUGGAACUGAUUAAACAAGGCCCUGUUCACCACCAGACAUCACAGUCACCUUCACCUGCAGCUUUUUAAGUCACUGACAAGGCCAAACCACCUCUGCCCGUUUCGACUUGCCUACAAAUUUGACUUAGACACAGGUAGGAACUUACCUUGUUUGUAACUAGGGAACUGCCUGUACUCUACUUCAAUCCCUAAAAACACAAAAUCAUUGUUACAUGAAAGAAUGGUUAUCAGGCCAGGCUUAUAUUCAUAUCUUGUCUACAGCAUUUCAUGUCUUUGUGUUGUUUGUCUGCACAGUGUCUUGUCUGAAUCACUGCACAUAAAGCAAUACUGAAAACUUGGUAAGAAAAUGCACCUUAGGGGAAAGGGGCUUUGUAUUUCAAGAGGGAAGAGAAAGACCUCCUGCCUAUCACAUAAGACCAGUCAGCUUUUGAAGCAUGAUUUCACCAGGACAGGCCAUACCUUUAAAUGCCUGCGAUUCCUGCGGCCCCACGAACCCCACCAAUCCUCAUUUCCCCAAACAUAUUAAACAGUCAUUACUGUGGGUACUAAAUGUAGUAACUACACCGAGUCUGUGCUCCUUUGUCCAGUUUUUCCUUUCAUCAUGUAUAUAUAGUCUGAAUCCAGCAUCAGUUUCUCCCAUCUUCCACUAGUGUCUCCAGCAGAAAUGUUAUGUUCCAUCUUGUGUUAAAUAUAAGUGAUAUAUUAAGCAAAAUAGAUUUAUGGGAAACGUGCAACUUUUUUUGUUCGGACAUUUAAUUUAUUGAGAGGAAAUGCUGCUGUGAUUGAUUUAGCAGCAACUGUUCUUUUCUUUACAGAGUUAUAGUUUUAUUUGUUGUUUUGCUCUGUACUGGAAACAUAAAUAAAGUUUUCUACAUUAUUUUCA